GGGUUUAGAGUAGGGACGUCCAAAGGAAUCGAUAACCUGAAUACAAGCACAGUCCCGUUGAAAUCGUGAGUGCGUCACCCAUGCGUGCGCGUUCGCGAGCACUUCAUAGAUCUAUCAUUAACCGGAUACUACUUGAGAUAGCGGAGGUUCCAGGACGACUAGCUACGAGAAAAAGGCUCUGUCAUCUAAAACGUGUUUGCCGAACAUUGUAAAGUAUCACCUGAUCUUUUAACCGGCCUUGUUGCUUCCUUCGACAGGAAAACGUGAUACACGUGUUUAUUUUAUGGGAAUAAGCUAUAUGGAAUGAGCAAUAACUCAUGAUGCACGAGCUGCUGCUUGAAAGCAUAGGAAACUUGCUAUAUGGCUAACGUUAGCUAGCUAGGAACGGUUAAUUUAUAGUAAAUACACAGUGCUCUAUAUUGAAUCAACAUGGCACACAAUAUUAUAACGCAAAUUGGACAACUCUGUAAUUAUCUCCAAGACCCGAUUCAUGUAGCACGGUUUCAGCAGAUUUGCGGUGUGAGCGGGACGUUUUCAAGGAACCCAGCAGAGACCAAAGAAGUGGAACGAGCUCGCUUGCACAACAACAGCAUUAGCGAUCUCCAGGGUGAAAAUGAGAAAUGUACUGUCAACGGAGGAGAAGGGGAGAAAACCAAGAGUCUCCGGCAGAGAAAAGUCACCUCGCCGGGGAACAGUUUGAAACAGGAAGGAGUAGUCAAUGAUUCUCAGAACGGGUCAGUGGUAACUCCUGCGGGGAAAACGGCCGGGCACAUCGGGAGCGGUUGCCGCCUCGCAAGAUCCAGUGAUGUCGGGGUACGGGACCUCAAAGAAAACGGCUCAAGUGGCGUCAACGGGUCCAGGGUAGAAUGCACCUCUGAGACACCUGAUGAACGGCUUAGUGAGGACCCCGGUCCUAAGACUACUGUCAAGCCGCUGCGCAAAAAUUCCCUGACAGGCGAUGUGGGCCAGGAGUUUUUAAUCGAGAACAAGUUUUUGUACUACCUGUUCACCUUAGGAACUGAGCUGGGCAACGAGCUGUUUUACAUCACCUUCUUCCCGUUCAUCAUAUGGAACGUGGACGCUUAUGUAAGCCGGCGUCUGAUCGCCAUCUGGGUUUGGGUCAUGUACCUUGGCCAGAGCACUAAGGAUGUCAUUCGAUCGUCCAGGCCAGCCUCACCGCCCGUGGUCAAGGUGGAGAUGUUCUACAACUCUGAGUACAGUAUGCCCUCUACACACGCCAUGUCAGGCACGGCCAUUCCCUUCUCACUGUUACUGCUGACCUAUGGCCGUUGGGAGUACCCCUUCAUGUUUGGGUUCACUCUGGCAAUGUGCUGGUGUGUGCUGGUCUGCAUAAGCCGCAUCUACAUGGGUAUGCACUCCAUCCUGGAUGUCAUUGCUGGCUUCCUGUACAGCCUCCUGAUCCUGGUGGUAUUCCGGCCAGCACUGGACCUGAUUGACAACUUCAACCUGACAUACCGCUACGCCCCCCUCAUCAUCAUCUCCCUGCACCUGGGCAUGGGCCUCUUCUCCUUCACCCUGGACACCUGGAGCACCUCACGGGGCGAUACCGCUCAAAUCCUGGGCACUGGUGCUGGCGUGGCCCUAGCCUCCCACCUUAACCACCACCUUGGCCUGAUGCCCGACCCCCCGCUGGACCAGCUGCCCCUAACCCCCCCGGCUCUCAGUGCCGCCCUGCUGGCCGUAGCCAUGCUGAGGAUGUGUCUGGGCGUCCUGGUGCUGCUGGCCAUCAGGGCCCUCAUGAAGGCCAUCACCAUCCCUCUGGCCUGCCGUAUCUUUGGCAUCCCCAGUGGAGACGUAAGAAAGGCCCGGCAGCACAUGGAGGUGGAGCUGCCCUACAGGUACAUUGUGUACAGCAUGGUGGGCUUCAGCACCCUCUUCCUGGUGCCCCAGCUCUUCACCUACCUGCAGCUGUCCUGAUGAGAGAGCCCUGUGGAUCCCCCAGUCCCCUGUCCUCACCCCUGCUCAUCUAAAACCAAGCCCAUAGGAACAUGGGAAAUUCACACCUUACAUAUCCUGUACAUCCACCUCCUAUACCACUAACCUUUGUCCCUGCCAGUUCUAAUGACAGAAACCUCUUAUCAGGGAACUCCUAUAGACAGAUUUGACAGGAUGUCAGCACUGAUUACUAAAUCCUAUUUGCUUUAUCUUACUUCAAUUGUUUUUUGUCAAUCAGAAUUUGACCUCUGUUUAUCUUAAUUUCCCAUUUUAUGGUCUCAAUUUGAAAGGAAACGCACUAAUGAUUUUGGGCAUCAGAGCAAGUUAUGGAUCAACUAGACUAAUAAUUCUCUCUAUUAUUAGUCACCCCUUCCCCAACCGUAUAUACAUAGUCUAUCCUGAGUAUUUAUUUAAAAUACUUUCCCUGCUUUUUUGUACUUGGGAGAAAAUGAGGAUUCAAUUCUAAUCUGAUCAUUUCAGUCUGCGUCCUGGUUGUGUUCUCUUAUCUAUUUUUCUAAAGGGCUCUUUUUAUCUAUUAUUAUUGAAGAUGAUCUGUUGAGGUUUGAAUAAAUAGAUUUUUACUCUGUACUGAUGAGAGAAAAGCCAUGACUGGGGCUAGGCACAUGAUGCAGUGGUGUCACUGUGGGAUAUAUAGAGGACAGGACAUUAGCCCUAUAAGUCAGAGGGUUAAAAGUGGGAUUGUUUUGAGCGUCAGGAGGACUUGGCUCAGACACACAGUGAGGAACUUCCUGUUUUAUAGGAGGGGAUGCACCUGACUGCACGGAAUCACUUCCUGCGGGUCUCGUGUUUGGAGGGGCCAAGGGAGGAUUAGAGGAGAUAACACCAACCCCAAGGGUAAAUAACUAUAGGAGCUAAGUUCUGCUUAAAUGCAGGUUCUGGAAGUCUUUCGUUCAGAAACAUUACUUGCAUUCACAGAGGGAUUUCACAUGGAAAGCCCCUCAACAGUAACUAAGCUAGUCAGUUUAUCUUCCAGUUGUACUUUAAUGAACACUGGCAACUCUUUUCUCUCACUGUAUGUUUCAUCCCCUUGUUUCUUUGACUAGCACAAUGAAGAUUCUCUCUUCGUCAUGUCCCCCCAACCGUACUCCCUCUCUACCUUCCUUUGCAUCCUUCCUUUGUUCCAAGUCCAUAGUGACUGGACUAGAUCCACAGGCACUGAAGAGUGUAAAGUUACUCUUAACUCAGUGUUCUUACUAUAUCUCUUUCCAGAAGUGACCAAGGCUUUCACUGCUUUAAUGAGGUACAUAAUAUAGUAUAGGUAUACUAUCAUAGCAUUGUUAUUUUGUCUGGCUAAUUGAUUUGUUUUUUAUUGUUUUUAACAAAAGAAUAGUGCUGACUGGAAGAAUGCCAGCAGUUUCCCACUAGCAGAGAAAAGACUGAAAGGACUGGAGCCCGUUGCUGUGCUGAUCACACUGAUAUAGGUAUACUGUAGGUAUAUCUAUUAUUGGAAAAACAAUAUUGUUCCUGGACCAACUGUCAUAACAACUAUCUUGGCCCACAGGGGCAGAGGCUUGAUAAGAAAGCUAUACUGUACAUCCUAGUGUGAUUAUGGAAUACAUAUGAUAUAUAGAUGUCUAUAGUACUGUCCUAAUAGAAACCCAGCUAGCACAUAUUGUUCCUUGUAAGUGGUGGGAACGUAUGUUUUUGGGAACGAAGCUAUGUGUUUCCUGACUGUUAAAACGGACGCUUUUUUUAAAACAUUCUGAGAACAGAAGUGAAAGUUUUGCCUGUUCUGGGAACUUUUAUUUUUAGGUUGCAUGGAGGUUCUGAAAACAUUUUACUCUGGUUCCUUAAGUUUUCCUGGGAGGUUUUA
This is a messenger RNA of Oncorhynchus tshawytscha (Chinook salmon), 3790 nucleotides long. RefSeq names its product sphingosine-1-phosphate phosphatase 1. The record is from RefSeq and is a predicted model, not a curated record. Gene Ontology annotation, cellular component: endoplasmic reticulum membrane. Bases 430 to 1938 code for a protein of 502 amino acids. Gene Ontology annotation, molecular function: sphingosine-1-phosphate phosphatase activity. Gene Ontology annotation, biological process: phospholipid dephosphorylation; sphingosine metabolic process. NCBI's taxonomy places the organism in Eukaryota, Metazoa, Chordata, Actinopteri, Salmoniformes, Salmonidae. The transcript has 3 exons.